AUGUUGGGUCUUAUUAUACCGUUGACGCGAAGUGUGGCCCGUCGUGCCUUUUCUACUACUCGUGCAGCCGCGGCCCAACAGAUGACCGUAAGAGAUGCUCUGAAUGCAGCUUUAGAUGAAGAAAUGGAAAGAGACGAAAGAGUGUUUCUUCUUGGUGAAGAGGUGGCUCAGUAUGAUGGUGCAUACAAGGUGUCUAGGGGUCUUUGGAAAAAGUAUGGGGAUAAGCGAGUGAUUGACACUCCAAUUACGGAGAGUGGUUUUGCUGGUAUUGCAGUGGGUGCUGCGAUGGCAGGUUUACGGCCAAUUUGUGAAUUUAUGACCUUUAAUUUUUCAAUGCAAGCUAUUGACCAAGUAAUUAAUUCUGCAGCAAAAACUUUGUACAUGUCAGCUGGAUCUGUAAAUGUUCCUGUUGUGUUUCGAGGGCCCAAUGGUGCUGCAGCUGGUGUAGGUGCUCAGCAUUCUCAGUGCUUUGGUGCAUGGUAUGCUCACUGCCCUGGCUUAAAAGUUCUUGCCCCUUACAGUUCAGAAGAUGCAAAAGGUCUAUUGAAAUCUGCCAUAAGAGAUCCAGACCCUGUUGUUGUUCUGGAAAAUGAAAUGCUGUACGGUGCUAAUUUUCCUGUUUCUGAUGAAGUAUUGUCUAAAGAUUUUGUUGUUCCUAUAGGAAAGGCUAAAAUUGAACGUGUUGGAAGCCAUAUCACGUUUGUUGCUUAUUCUAGAGCUGUGGAAUUUGCCUUAGAGGCGGCUGAUGCUUUGGCAAAGGAGGGAAUAGAAGCUGAAGUAAUUAACUUAAGGAGUUUACGUCCUCUUGAUGAGGAAACAAUCAUCACAUCAGUAAUGAAGACUAAUUAUUUAGUAACUGUUGAGCAGGGUUGGCCACAGAGUGGAAUUGGAGCAGAAAUUUGUGCAAGAAUUAUGGAAAGUGAAGCUUUCUUUCAUUUAGAUUCCCCUGUUGUUCGUGUUUCUGGUAUUGAUAUUCCUAUGCCAUAUACCAGAACUUUAGAAGCAUAUGCUCUACCUCAAACACCAGAUAUUAUACUAGCUGCUAAGAAAGUCCUAGGAAAGAAUUGA
This is a messenger RNA of Gryllus bimaculatus (two-spotted cricket), 1068 nucleotides long. Lineage: Eukaryota; Metazoa; Arthropoda; Insecta; Orthoptera; Gryllidae. The record is from the annotation of a GenBank genome assembly.